Lytechinus variegatus (green sea urchin) is the source of this 2264-nucleotide messenger RNA. Its product is annotated as sodium/glucose cotransporter 4-like. Bases 181 to 2142 code for a protein of 653 amino acids. Gene Ontology annotation, cellular component: plasma membrane. Gene Ontology annotation, molecular function: D-glucose:sodium symporter activity. The record is from RefSeq and is a predicted model, not a curated record. Gene Ontology annotation, biological process: transmembrane transport. The transcript has 15 exons. Lineage: Eukaryota; Metazoa; Echinodermata; Echinoidea; Temnopleuroida; Toxopneustidae.
UCUAAAGCAUUACUCCAAGCCACCUCCAGCUGAAAGAAGGGAAAAUGUGGCGACAGAGAAAUAUUGUAUAUGGUUUGGUGUUUCAGUUAUUGUAGUUGGACUGGUGGAUUGAUAUUUAUAGCGUCCUGUUGGAACCAUUUAAGCUGGGUUAAGCAAACCUAAAAAUAAAGGCAAAUCACAAUGGGAAAUUUAUUAACGAAUGGAAAAUUAGAAGUUUGGGACAUCGUGGUUAUCAUCAUUCACUUUGCCGCCGUGUUCUCAAUUGGAAUAUGGGCAGCAUGGGGAGGAGGAAAAGACAAUACAAGUGGCUACUUCUUGGCGGGACGACAGAUGCCAUGGUAUCUCGUAGGUUUAUCGCUUGUCGUGACGAACAUCGGUAGUUCGACGUUUAUCGGAGUCUCCGGGACGGCAUCCAUAUCGGGAUAUGGAGUGGUCAUAUACGAAUUCCAGGCCUUAAAUUGUUUGCUGUUAUUGGGAUUCAUCUUUGUGCCUGUGUACUUCGCGUCAGAGGUUUCGACGGUCCCUGAAUACCUCAAACUCCGAUUUGGAGGGGAUCGUCUUCAAAUCUUCAUCUCCAUUAUCAAUCUCAUCAUGGCGAUCGUCAUCAUGUUAUCGGGAGAGAUGUACGCUGGUUCCUUGGUCAUUCAACAAUCCUUAGGAUGGGACAUCUAUACAUCUAUCAUCGUCCUGCUCCUCCUGACCGCUGUGUAUACGGUGGCAGGUGGAUUAAAAGCAGUCAUCUACACGGAUGCCAUCCAAGCUGUUGUCAUGACGAUUGGUGCCUUUAUUUUAAUGGGAAUCGCUUUCUCGGAGAUCGGCUGGUCCAUGGAGACCCUUCGUCUCCGUUACAUGUCGGCAAUCCCCAACACCACCCAGAUCUACGGAAACACCACCUGCGGAAUGCCCACUGAGGAAACAUGGCAUAUCUUCCGUGAUGCUAAGACAUCGGACCUCCCCUGGCCGGGAUCUAUCUUCGGUACCCUCAUCCUGGGAUGCUACUUCUGGUGUACAAACCAGGUGAUUGUUCAACGUACUCUUGCGGCAAGAAAUGUGACCCACAGCAAGGCCGCAUGUAUAAUGACCGGAUACUUCAAGAUCCUUCCCAUGUUCUUGAUGGUCAUCCCUGGCAUGAUCAGCCGAACUAUGUGGCCAGAUGAAAUCGCUUGUGUCGAACCAGAAGUUUGUGAGAAAGCUUGUGGAAAUCCAGCAGGGUGUUCUAACAUCGCAUAUCCAAGACUCGUAGUUGAACUGAUGCCGACAGGACUUCGCGGGUUGAUGCUGGCGACGAUGUUGGCAGCUAUGAUAAGUUCGUUGACCUCCAUCUUCAACGCCGCCAGCUCGAUGUUCGUCAUCGACGUAUGGUACAAGAUCAGACCGAGAUCGACAGAGCUCGAGCUCGUUAUCGUUGGAAAAUUGGCAACGAUUGUUCUGGUAGCAGUAGGUGUAUUAUGGAUUCCUGUAAUUCAAGCGUAUGGUUCUGGGGAGCUCUUCGUGUACAUGCAAGCCAUCUUGUCCUACCUUACUCCUGCUGUAUUCUCGGUCUUCUCGGCAGCUGUUGCUUGGCACAGAAUCAAUGAAACGGGUGCUUUCUGGGGGCUGGUGUGCGGUUUCAUGGUUGGACUGACCCGGUUCGUCCUAGAUUUCGUCUACGGUGUUCCGUCGUGUGGGCAACCCGACAGUCGACCCGACAUCGUCAGGGAUUUCCACUUUCUUCACUUUGCUGCAUUCCUCUAUGGAUUCUCCCUCAUCCUUGUAGUGGUAAUCAGCUUGUUCACCGAGCCCAUUCAUCCUCAAAAGUUGGUACGACUGACAUUCUGGACGCGAUUCUCGAAUCUUCCGAGAAUGGCGAUGUCCGAGGAAAAGGCAGAAGAACAAAAGAAGAAUGAUGCAAUUCGUGCAGAAAAACAAAAAGAAGCCGCAAUCAGAGCUCAGCAGAGGACGGGCCUUAAGUGGAAGGCCUGGAACAUCCUUUGUGGGAUCAGCGGAUCACCGGCGGACCAGGAGGAAGAACAAGACGAGGAGUCCCCCCAACAAGAAAUGAGAGCUACUGCUUAUGAGGAUCCUAAAUGGGCUAAAGUAGCCAUGUUCAAUGGAGUGAUUUUAGGAGCCGUUUGUAUAUUUAUUCUGUCGUACUAUGGUUAAUGAUUCAAUUCUCCCUUGAAAAAAAGAUUUACAAAAUGUACUACUGAAUAAAUAUUUACGGAAUAAAAUGACUUUUUUCUUUUAUGGUCUAUACCGAAACGUUGGCACAUUUUCCCGAAACA